Messenger RNA from Saccoglossus kowalevskii, 2184 nucleotides. RefSeq names its product PR domain zinc finger protein 1-like. Gene Ontology annotation, cellular component: cytoplasm; nucleus. Gene Ontology annotation, biological process: cell fate commitment; regulation of transcription by RNA polymerase II. Lineage: Eukaryota; Metazoa; Hemichordata; Enteropneusta; Harrimaniidae. The record is from RefSeq and is a predicted model, not a curated record. Gene Ontology annotation, molecular function: RNA polymerase II cis-regulatory region sequence-specific DNA binding; DNA-binding transcription repressor activity, RNA polymerase II-specific; protein binding.
AUGGACGCAUGUCCUGUAUGCAACAGUCCAGCGACAUUGAGAGGGAAAAACAGAUUAAUUCUUGAUGUUUGUAAACAUUUUAUUUGUGUGUCAUGUUUGAUCAGAUCACCAGAGGAGUGCAAGAUAUGUACAGCAGAAUGGGAUUUGCAUAAAAAGACCACUUGUCUUGAGAGCUGUAGCACUGGAGGUACUACCAGUUUUAUUUCUGCUAAAGAGUUUGAUCGGAAAGACUUUGAUCGAAAAGACUUUAAUCUGAAAGAUUUUGAUCGAAAACCAAUGAAUGAUAAAACAGCCAUGUCUGAGAAGGUUUCCCAAACGUGCUCCAGGGAUGAGAGAUUGCCGGAGUCUGCAGAAGAAUGCCUUACUGAUGUUAAAAAGGAAGAAACUGUCGUGUCCGAGAAGGUAUCUGUGACAGAUGACAGAAACGGGAAAACAUCUGAGGAGUUCCACCCAACCGAUGUAGGAGAUGAGAGAAUAAUAGCAAAGAGAACUAGAAGACGUAAACCGAUACACGUGCAUAAGAUAAUAGAAAAAAAAGGGAGUUACUAUGACGAUGACAGUGAUGAAGAAUUCUUUACUAAUGAAGAUGAUAGAGAAUUCGCAUCCAACUCUGAGGACACAUCAGAGCACAUCAAAAUGACCCUGAAAACAAAACAAACGUCUGACGGUUAUAAUUCAGAGCCUGAAGGUUUUAAUCCUGAUUCAGAAGAAGUGCCAGAUGAGGAAAAGGAUUAUGGGAAGGAUGGUGAGGAAUGUCCAAGAAUAAUUAAACCACCGAAAAUUAGAAUAACCCUAAAACUUAAUAAAACAAACUCUAGAAAAAGAAAAGCUCAUUCCGGUGAUGAUGAGGUUGGAGGUAUCGUAGACAGUGGUACAGAUGCAACUAAAGCAAUUAUUCCCAAAAAACGUGGUCGGCCACGAGUACCAGAUUCCAUGAAGAAAAAGAAACCGCAAACAGUUGUGAAAAGACAUUUCUGUGACGUCUGUGGGAAAGGUUACCCUGCUCCAAGUAGGCUGGAAAAUCAUAAAAGAAUUCAUACUGGUGAGCGACCAUUCCCAUGUGACAAGUGUGAAAAGAGGUUUCCUGAUAAGCGAAAAUUAGCCAUUCAUCAGGGAACCCAUUCUACAGUUAAGCGCUUUAAGUGUGAUGUGUGUGGUAAAGGUUUAAAGAGUAAAUAUGCCCUCACAUACCAUGUGUCAAUUGUGCAUGAGGGAAAAAGACCGUUUCCAUGUCCUCAGUGUGAACAGUCGUUUGGACAGUUGGGGAAUCUGAGCUACCAUGUUAAAGUGAAGCAUGAUGGGCAACGUGAAUGCUGGAAGUGUGGAGUAUUUUUUACACAGGAAGAAAUCAAUGACCAUCGCAAAGGCUGUUUGCAACCGCCGAAGAAGCAUAAAUGUCAAGAAUGCAAUAAACUUUUUAAGACUAUCCGAGAUUUGGCCAGGCAUUUUCGAGUUCAUAGUGGUGAGAAACCGUACAUAUGCGAGAUAUGUGGCAAGGGUUUCGCACAGACAAUUGGCUUGCGAACUCAUCAGAAUUUCCACAAUAACUUCAGACCGUUCAAGUGUCCAUACUGUCCUAAGACUUUCUGUGCAGGAUCCAACUUGACAGAGCACAAGCGACUGCACACUGGUGAAAAACCAUACCAAUGUGAGUACUGUGGAAAAACGUUCUCAUCUUUAAAUAAUAUGAAAAAGCACAUGAAAGUUCAUUUCAAGAACACCGGGGCAAUGGCAAUGCAAAAGAUGCACUUAAAGGAGGAGAAUGCUAAACUGCAAGCGAGUGUCGACCAAGUGAUGAAAGAGCCACUGGAACCACCGAAAGUAUCUCCUGACACGCUCGCCGUGCAGGCAAGCGUUACUAAACCACCACCUUCCAAUAGUGACACACCAGUUGAACCAGAAAUACCACAAUCCAAUCCAGUACUGGAUAUCCCAGUAACGUCAAGUACUGACACCAGGUAUAUGAACUCUCCACACUUCACCGCUACAGAGGCUGCCAUGCACUAUUAUAACCAGGCGCAACCGUCAAUGGGAACAGCACCCUCAACCAUACCAUCGGUCGGUACCCAAGGAUUCCCGUCUCAAAGCGGUUAUCAUUAUAGCGCGUUGGAAAAUGAGGCACUCUUGGCGUUGAUGCAGAGUGCACAGUAUGCAGCACCUGAACAUGUAUACCCUAAAAAAUAA